CGCCUAUCUGCCACGCCUGAAAAAAUGGCAUCCGAGGCUGCUAGAGUAGCACAAAGAUGUGAAGAGGCUAAAGAGAAAAGAGACAACUUGGAUUUGAGUGAAUGUGACCUAAGGAAAUUUCCAGAUGCUGUGUACUUUUUGAUGAAAGGUCUAGAACUUCAGACAUUGUCAUUAGCUCACAAUGACUUGAAAAUAUUGCCAAAGAAAUUCAGCUCUAAAUUUUCUACACUGACAAGAUUGGACCUUUCUUUUAAUCAGUUGUCAUCUCUUCCUGAGGAGAUAGCUGACCUACAGCUUCUUACCUCUCUCAAUGUUAGCCACAACAAAUUAUCAUCAGUACCUGACUCUCUCUCUUCAAUCGAGUCACUGAUUGAGCUGGAUGUUAGUUACAAUCAAAUAUCAGAGCAUUUUGAGCUGGCUAGUUUAGAAGUUUUAAGAGCAUCAAAUAAUUUGCUUACCAGUCUACCAAUUUCUCUUUCGUCGAGCAGCAUAAAAGAGAUAGAUGUCAGCUCCAAUCAGAUAGUCUCUCUUGGGAUGAAAGAGGAUGACUUGAUAUUGUUAUUGUCAUUGCAAGUAGUUGACCUCAGAAACAACCCACUUCUAGAUGAGUUGUAUUACUUUUUUAACUCUAUUACAAGUAUUAAGAUAUUUCUUGAUGCUAAAUAAUUAAUCAAUUGUAUGUGAACAAAAAUUUAAAUGGUUUUUAAUUGCUUGCUUAUAAACUUUUUUACAGUUAAGUAGCAAAAGAAGUAUGUUUGACUUA
Messenger RNA from Amphimedon queenslandica, 763 nucleotides. RefSeq names its product leucine-rich repeat and calponin homology domain-containing protein 4-like. Gene Ontology annotation, molecular function: protein binding. The transcript is spliced from 2 exons. Gene Ontology annotation, cellular component: cytoplasm. Lineage: Eukaryota; Metazoa; Porifera; Demospongiae; Haplosclerida; Niphatidae. The record is from RefSeq and is a predicted model, not a curated record. Bases 25 to 666 code for a protein of 213 amino acids.